Brenthis ino (lesser marbled fritillary) is the source of this 1146-nucleotide messenger RNA. The record is from the annotation of a GenBank genome assembly. Lineage: Eukaryota; Metazoa; Arthropoda; Insecta; Lepidoptera; Nymphalidae.
AUGCCAGAAGGUCGGAAGAUGGUGCAGAGUUCGCCGGCGAGCGCGGGCGCGGGGGACAUCUCGGAAAGAGAGCUGUCGAGGGAGCGGUGCAACCUGCUCACUCCUCCUGCCCGCAUCCAAAGAGUACAUCCAAAGAAGCAGUUGUUCUCCACGCCGGUCAACAAGUUCACAGCGAAGGCCGCUAUGCCAAGCCCUAACUUGGCCAGGAUACGCACUUGCCUCGACGAGCUCCGGCAGACUCCCGCCAGAGCCUCCAAAAUUGGUCCCAAGGCUGUAUCUAUGGAGGACUUGACUCCCAACAAGAGGAUGAGACGAGAAGGUUCAGACAAUCCGUUCCCGCGCGUGGCACUGCCGCCGCUGCACGGCGAGGAGGAGCAGGCGGCGCUCAAGAUAGGCGUGUUCAUGUUGGUGGCGUCGUGGCGCAGGCGGCGCGAGGAGUUGCGCUGCGUGCGGAAAACCUUGGAGUUUCAGGUGAGCUGCUCGGAGCGCCUUCGCAUACAAGUGUGUGCUCUAAAGUCGUUGCUGGACUCCGACAACGCGAAGGUGCGCCUCGCCAUGAAAGAACUAGAGAGACUCAAGCAGCUGUUGCGAGAUAAGGACUUGGAAAAAGCUGUACUCGAAAAGGAAAAGCAUGCUUUGGAACAAGAUAUUUGUGCGUCAGAAGAUCGCGCUUCUGAGAUGGGCAUUGGCUGGCGCAACUGCCGCGACGAGCUGGCGGGCGCGCGCGCGGCGCAGGCGCGCGAGGCGUCCGCGCGCCGCGCCGCGCUGCAGCGCGCCGCCCGCGCCGACCGCACGAUAGCUUCGUUGGAGGAGGAGCUGUCUCAGCGCGCCGAGCAGGUGUCGCAGGGCGCGGCGGCGGCGGCGGCGCUGCGGGCCGCGGGGGACGACUUGCGCAGGGAGAGGGAAGCGCGGUCGCGCGCCGAGGAGGAAUGCUCAGAACUGAGCGCGCGCGUCGCGCUCAAUGCUCAGGAGGUUCGCGAGCUGAGCGCGCGCGUGUGCGAGCUGAGCGCGGAGCUGGAGCGCGCGCGCCGGCGCUGGCUGCCCGCGCCGCUCUACAGGCUAACGGCGGCGGCGCGCGCGUGGCUGGCGCCGCGCUCGCUGGGCGCCGCCGCGCUGUGGGCGCUGGCGCCGGCCAGGCUCGGCUGC